AAAACAACUCAAUAACAUCAAAAAACGUUUUUCCGCUGGAAGUAGAUUAAAGCCUGUGUGUGCGGUAGCUGUCUUUGAGUUGCUUCGCCUUUGAAGCCAAGUAGUAGAACACUAACCUUGUGUGUCUCAAGGACUGGAAUAUUAGAUAAGCUACUGGAUCUACGUUAGCUACCUAAAUGAACAUAGUUCAUACUCACAGUUUGCACAGCCUCUUUUUUUAGAGACACUGAUACUGGCUGAGCCCAUGACCACUAAUCACGAGUCAGACCUCCUAGAAGAGAGGAGUCCUCAGCAGAAUGGUGUCACUGAGACGGACUCCAGAGAGGAACAGAUUUCCACCUACUUUGAUGAGAAGAUCCCUGUCCCUGAAAAUGUCACACAGGUGUUUAGCUUUCGCAAGCUUUGGGCCUUUACAGGACCUGGCUUUCUUAUGAGCAUCGCUUAUUUGGAUCCUGGCAACAUAGAAUCUGACCUUCAGUCAGGUGCAAAAGCUGGAUUUAAGCUCCUAUGGGUGCUUUUGGGGGCCACCAUUAUUGGACUGCUGCUACAGCGUCUGGCUGCACGGCUUGGUGUCGUAACAGGGAUGCACUUGGCAGAGGUGUGCAACCGACAAUACCCAACUGUACCACGCAUCAUUCUUUGGCUGAUGGUGGAAUUUGCCAUCAUUGGGUCAGACAUGCAGGAGGUCAUUGGUUGUGCCAUUGCCUUCAAUUUGCUCUCUGUUGGAAGGAUUCCAUUAUGGGCUGGGGUGCUCAUUACCAUUAUUGACACAUUUGUGUUCCUCUUUUUGGACAAGUACGGUUUACGGAAACUGGAGGCCUUCUUUGGAUUCCUCAUUACUAUCAUGGCUCUCAGCUUUGGAUAUGAGUAUGUGCAAGUAGCUCCAGAUCAGGCAGAGGUUCUGAAGGGUAUGUUUGUUCCAUACUGUAAGGGCUGUGGGCCAGUGCAGUUAGAACAGGCUGUCGGGAUAGUCGGAGCUGUCAUAAUGCCUCACAACAUCUACUUGCACUCUGCACUUGUUAAGUCCCGAGAUAUAGAUCGCCAUAACAAAAAAGAGGUGAAGGAGGCCAACAAGUACUUCUUCAUUGAAUCCAGUGUAGCACUCUUUGUUUCUUUCCUUAUAAAUGUGUUUGUGGUCGCUGUCUUUGCGGAAGCUUUCUAUGGAAAGACAAACAUGGAAGUGAAUCAGCAAUGUAAUAAAACUGGAAGUGCACACACUGAUCUUUUCCCACUCAACAAUGAAACUCUUCAAGUUGACAUAUACAAAGGGGGUGUAGUACUUGGCUGUUUCUUUGGUCCAGCAGCACUUUAUAUUUGGGCCAUUGGGAUCCUUGCUGCUGGACAAAGCUCAACCAUGACCGGGACAUAUUCUGGUCAAUUUGUUAUGGAGGGGUUUCUUAACCUGCGCUGGUCACGCUUUGCCCGGGUGUUGCUGACACGCUCCAUUGCCAUCUUCCCAACUCUGUUGGUGGCCGUUUUCCAGGAUGUCCAGCACCUCACUGGCAUGAACGAUUUUCUCAAUGUACUGCAGAGCAUGCAGCUUCCAUUUGCAUUGAUCCCGAUUCUAACUUUCACCAGCCUUGCAUCAAUAAUGAAUGACUUUGCUAAUGGAUUAAUGUGGAAAAUUGGUGGCGGGGUGACCAUCCUUCUUGUCUGUGCCAUAAAUAUGUACUUUGUGGUGGUUUAUGUGACUGCCCUCAACAGUACAUUACUAUAUGUUCUGUCUGCUUUCCUUUCCAUUGCUUACUUGUGCUUCAUUGGCUAUCUGGUGUGGCACUGUCUUAUUGCCCUAGGUGUGUCCUGUCUGGAUGUAGGUGGCAGGAUUCAGUUGGGAAAGGCCCGCCACAUCGAUAUUUAUCUCCUGAAUAACAUGGACGAUGACUCUAUAGUGACGAGAUAAAAGAAUGUAAGAUGCAUUUGAUUUUGUUGGUAUUUUAAAUAUAUUUGUCUCAGUGUAUGAGGAAAUUGGAACUUCCUAACCAGAGACCACUACUGGACCUCUGAGUCACUGUUAUAGCUAUGCAAAAGUGACCUUAAAGCUUUUAUGUUUCAUUUAUAAUAAUAAUAAUAAUAAUAAUAAUAAUAAUAGAACAUAUAUUUGGAUAUUUUUAUUUAUAAAUACACUAUCCUACAUUUUGAAAAUUGGACAACCAUCACAACACUGGAAAGAUUAUAUUUAACAUGUAAAAUAUGAUUUUCAUUAAAAAGAAACCAUUUUAAAAUUAUAAAAUAAAAAAUUGCUAUUAUUUUAGUGUGAUGUUUUCAUGUUUGAGAGUUAGUCACUUCCAAAAGAGGAGUUGGUUCCACACCUAUUUUAAUGGCACUUAUUGAACCUUAUUUAAUGGCACUAGUAAAAAAAAAAUGUAAGGAAGUAGCCACUAUUUCACAUGUAAAAAGGUCAAAUAAUUUAAGGUCAUUUGUGUAGCAUUGUAAACUUUUUUUUUUUUCAGUCUCAUAAAGUAUUUUUUUUAAUCUAAACAUCAGUGUAAUGUCCGUGUUGUGCUUAGAGUUAAAGAUGUUUAAAGAAGUAGGGUCCAUGUGUAUCUAGAACAAAUGGAUCAUUUUUAUUCUGAAGGUAUGACGAACAAUUUUUUUUUUUGAAAUAAAGUUUAUGAUAGGGUGUUGAUUUACUAAACACCACAUUCCUAAUAAGCAUCAAUAUGAUAAUGCUAAAGAUGCUGCCAAUAACACUUGAAAUUAAUUAUUUAUGAACUAUUUGCUGGCACACCACAGAAAUGUAUGUUGUCAUAUUUAGUAACUUGAUUAGGUAUUUGCACAAUUUUUAUGCUAUACAAAACCUUGUGUUUACCUUCAAAUUGGUUGAAAUCCUGUAUUAUGGUAUUCCACUCUGGUCUUUUAUUACAAAACAUAGUCAAAUUAAUUAACCUCAAGAUUGCUUGUUCACUCACGAUUUCAGGCUAAUAGAAGGACUCGUAAUAUUGCAGUUCAUCAGAAAAAAAACAACAAAAAUAACAUUCUUAAGGGAAAAAUUUAAUUUCCUUAUUAUGAGAAAUUGGUGAAGAGCAUUCUAGAACUAAUUAAGAGUAUUACAUUUUGCUACAAAACUUGUUCCAAUUUUGACUCCAAAAUGACCAAAUUGUGAAUAGAAGUUUGCCUGAUAUUGCAUGUUUUUACAAAGCAUCCUAUUAGAAGAAUGAAAAGAUGAGUGCAGCCUACUGACCAUUAGAUCAGAAAAAUAACCUUUUUUAGGAAACCCUUUAACAAUAUAGAAUAGUUUUACAAAGUAGUAAAUUAAGUCUAUGAAAGGGAUAAACUGUUUAAUUGAUCAGUUACUGGUUAAAACACAUUUUUUGCCAUGCUUGGAGAACAGGUGUGAUUGCUCAUAGUCAUGCAGUAUUUCAUGACUUUCGUUAAUACACUGUAGAGGAUAAGCAUACUUCGUGUACCUUAAAUAUCAAAUGUAGCAUGUCACUUGACAGUAAAUGCACAAUUAAAUAUAACUGUGCCAUGAACAGCUUGGAAAAUUUCAAAGUCAAGUGAUCUUUUGUUUUUUUUGUUUUGUUUAGUUUUUUUCCCCUGGCAAUUUUUGGUGAUUGUUAGCCUGUUUUUUUUUUUGUUGUUGUUGUUGUUUUGUUUUUGUUUUUCUAAAGUUAUUGUUACUAUUAUGUUAUAAAAUUGAUCAUGCUUUGUGUGAUUUUUUUCUGUUUUUUUUGUUUUGUUUUGUUUUUUCAAAGAACAGCUUGAGUAUAUCGGGUGAAUUGUAAGCCAUGUUUUUGUAGUUGUCAUUGAUCUUUUGAAAACCAGAGAAAUAAAACUAACUGACCAAGUAAAAGUA
Molecule: messenger RNA, 3796 nt
Organism: Electrophorus electricus (electric eel)
Lineage: Eukaryota; Metazoa; Chordata; Actinopteri; Gymnotiformes; Gymnotidae
Gene: slc11a2
Product: solute carrier family 11 member 2
Biological process (GO): manganese ion transport; iron ion transmembrane transport
Cellular component (GO): endosome membrane; lysosomal membrane; plasma membrane
Molecular function (GO): cadmium ion transmembrane transporter activity; manganese ion transmembrane transporter activity; iron ion transmembrane transporter activity
Source: RefSeq, a predicted model, not a curated record